UUUUCUAAAAUUUCUUCCAUGACUUCCUCCUUGUCGUCGCUGCCUUUGGAGUUGGUAGAAGAGAUAUUUGUCAGGGUUCCCAUCGAAUUGUUGGUACGAUUCAAAACGACAAGCAAAGAAUGGUACGCUUUCUUCAGCGACAAGAAAUUCAUCUACAAACACUUGGAUCUCUCCCAGGAAAGAUUCAUACGAGUUGAUGUUGGUCAUCAGUCGCUUCAAAUCUUCAAUCCUGAGACCAAUCCUAUAUUGCGUCUACCAAUCCCAGGCGAGUUACACAAUCAUACUUUUAGAGAAGCGAUUCACUGCGACGGAUUAUUGAUAUCUAGUUGUAAGAAUCGUGAAUCAAUUAAAAAGCUCGCAGUUUGGAAUCCGAUUUCGAGCCGAGUCACAUGGAUCGAACCCUCGAAUUCUUACGAAAUAUGUGAUAUCUACGGUUUUGGAUACGACAAUGUAUCCCGUGACAACUACAAGAUCUUGAGGAUCAAUCGAUUCAGAUUACCAUCAGAGAUUGAGAUAUAUGAGUUUAAGUCUAAACGCUGGAGAAGUGUUGAUGCUACUCUCGAAUGCGAACAUAUGUGGGAUCCUGUGUCUAUGAAUGGAAACAUAAAAAAAAACUAUGAAAUCGAAUCAUUCAUCCAAUGUUUUGAUUUUUCGACAGAAACGUUCAAGCCCAUAUGUUGUGUUCCAGAGGGAGCUGAUCAUUUUCAUAGUUCUUAUGACACAGUACUCUUGUCAGGUUUCGGAGGAGAUAGGCUUUCUCUAUUACAUCAUCAUACAAAUGGGAAGAUAGAAGUGUGGAUUACAAGCAAGCUGGCCGAUGGGGUUGUCUCGUGGAGCAAGUAUAUCAAUGUAACUCAUGAUCCCUUAGUAUUACACUCAACUUCCAGUCGCAGAAUUAGUCCGACAUACUUCACCCACAAGACCGAUAAGAUCAUGUUAUUGUGCGAGGAAGAAGAUUUCGAGGAGAAGUAUAUUUACACCAAUGUUUACGAAAUUUGUGAGGGUGUGAUAAAAAAACAAGAUGAAGUGAGAGGAAGACAUAGACUGUACGAGAACCCUUGCAAUGUGUAUGUUCCAAGUCUGGUUCCGGUUCCUUGUUCGGAGGAACAUGGCAGUGGAAAGCAAGUUGGAACAGAAGAAAGCAAGCCAAAAAUGUUGGGGCUAUUUGUCGAGAAGUCAUGA
This is a messenger RNA of Thlaspi arvense, 1182 nucleotides long. The record is from the annotation of a GenBank genome assembly. NCBI's taxonomy places the organism in Eukaryota, Viridiplantae, Streptophyta, Magnoliopsida, Brassicales, Brassicaceae.